Messenger RNA from Quercus lobata, 1620 nucleotides. RefSeq lists its product as uncharacterized. The record is from RefSeq and is a predicted model, not a curated record. Bases 1 to 1620 code for a protein of 539 amino acids. Gene Ontology annotation, molecular function: RNA-DNA hybrid ribonuclease activity; nucleic acid binding. NCBI's taxonomy places the organism in Eukaryota, Viridiplantae, Streptophyta, Magnoliopsida, Fagales, Fagaceae. The transcript is spliced from 2 exons. Gene Ontology annotation, biological process: DNA integration.
AUGGUUACUCAUAGGGGAAUUGAGGUUAACUCCGACCAGAUCAAGGCUAUAAAUGAUCUAAAACUACCGCAAAAAGCAAAAGAGGUCCAAAAGCUCACUAGGAUGAUCGCAGCCCUUACUCGAUUCAUUUCCAGGUCGGCGGAUAGAUGUAGACCGUUCUAUCUCUUGAUCAACAAGUGGAAAGGGUUUGAGUGGUCUGAGGACUGUAUUGUGGCCUUUCAGCAACUCAAGGAAUAUCUAUCUCGGCCACCCAUCAUGUCCAAUCCCGAGGCCGAUGAGAUCUUGUAUGCCUAUAUUGCUGUGGCCCCCUACACUAUGAGCUUGGUGCUAAUACGGGAUGACAAUGGCCUUCAAAAGCCAGUCUAUUACGUGACCAAGUCACUGCAUGAAGCUGAGGUCAGAUACUUACCCCUAGAGAAGGCCAUACUGGCUGUGGUCCACGCUACCCGAAAGCUUCCCCAUUAUUUCCAAGCCCACACAGUGGUUGUUCUAACCCAACUACCCUUAAAGUCUGUACUUCGAACCACUAAUUACACUGGAAGGAUUGUCAUAUGGUGCACAAUUCUGAGAGCUUUUGACAUUAAGUACAUGCCUCAGACCUCUAUAAAGGGCCAGGUCCUAGCUGACCUGGUGGCCGAAUUUGCUGAACCACCAGUAGAAAUAGCAGCAAAGAAGCGGAACAUGGAUGGAAAAUCGGUUGGAGUAAUCUCUACGCUAGGACCUCCGUGUUGGAAGGUGUACGUUGAUGGCGCGGCAAAUCAAAGAGGGUUCGAAGUGGGGCUAGUCCUAAUAUCCCCUGAGAAGACUAUCAUAGAGAAAUCCUUGAGACUUGGGUUCUCGGCCACGAAUAACGAAGCCGAGUAUGAGGCCUUACUGCAAGGAAUUGCCAUGGUGCAGAAAAUGGGAGGAAAAGUAGUGGAGAUGUUCUCGGACUCGAGACUAGUAGUGGGCCAGGUGAAGGGAGAGUUAGAGGCCAGAGACGCAAGGAUAAGUGGAAAAACUUAUGCAGAUUCACUGACCACGCUUGCCACCUCCUCGGCAGGAGGUUUGCCUCGAAUUAUUCUUGUCGAGCAUCUGGAUAGAGCAAAUGAAGCAGCCAAAGGCAUGGUCCAUAUCCAAGAGGUUAGAGUGGGCCCUAACUGGAUGGACCCUAUGGUGAGGUUCCUCAAAGAUGAUAUCCUGUUCGAGGAAAAGUCAGAGGCUGAAAAGAUACGAAGAAAAGCUCCUCGGUUCUGGUUGUCCGAGGACCACAAAUUGUACAAGCGCUCUUAUUCCGGGCCAUAUUUACUGUGUGUCCACCUUGAGGCAUCAAAACUACUGCUUGAAGAGCUGCACAAAGAGAUCUACGGGAGUCAUACAGGAGGAAGAUCUCUGUCGCACCGAGCCAUUACCCAAGGAUAUUGGUGGCCGGGGAUGCAGAAGGAGGCCUUGGAAUACGUUAAAAAGUGUGACCAGUGCCAAAAGUUUGCCCCAAAUAUUCAUCAGCCAGGCGGGGUCCUCAACCCUUUGUCCAGUCCAUGGCCGUUCGCCCAAUGGGGCCUGGAUAUUGUAGGCCCUUUCCCAAAGGUAGCAGGAAAUAAGAGAUAUCUACUGGUCGGCAUAGAUUACUUUACCAAAUGA